UUCAGUUGGUUGCCAUCCGCAAUUACAAAUUUAAAGAAGAAGAAGCGAGGAAGAGACCCGCGUAUUCGCAAAUAUCAAAGCUGAAACAAAGCAUGCAAUUAAUUUUUCAUUAUGCAUGAGACUUUAUAUUCGCAAAUUAUCUGUGAAAAUGCCUAAAUCAAUCAAGAAGUCCUGCACUACCCAGACAUCUAUAAGUAGCUACUUCGGCGGGUUGAGCAGCAGUGCCCCUGACAGAAACGUUCAAUCCGGUAUUAUCGGUAACUCUGUUGAGCUAUGCGCUGGGCUGAAACCAGGACCUAAAGGAAAGCAUAAGCAUUCUCCGAAUAAUAAUAAUGGUGGGUCAUUAUUGAAACGAGCCAAAUUGGCCCAUAAUGGACAGGAAAAGGAGGACAUGAACUGUGAGGUCAUAUCCUGGCGUGUCGAUGAAAUCAGGGCCCCCUCCUCUCGAGGGGCAGGCAGCCUCUCCUCUUCCACUCUGGAGAGACUGAAGGGCUUCGUCUGCCCUAGUGAGCCCCAAGGCAGAGGCCCUCCUGGGCCCGGGAAUGCGGGUGGCGGGUCUGAGGAUGCAGAUGGUGGGCUUGAGGAUGCAGGUGGUAGGCCUGGUGAUGUAGGCGAUGGGUGUGCUCAUGGAGGUAAUGGGCCUGGGGAUGUAGAAGGUAGGGAGGCUGUGGCCCACAGAGAAAUGACUGGCGAUAAAGAGAGACAGAAAAGCGAAGAAGAGGAGUGGCGGAGUCCAGAGCCAUCAUCCAAAAAACAGGCUCUCGGCCUCAUUCAGUUUGCCAAGCCAGGAGAAGGAAGAAGAAGAAGAAGAAGGGGGGGUGUAAUGAAGACUCCUCCAGGAGUAGGGGGUGAAGUCUCUGUGACCAGUGCCCCCUGUGGGAUCUCUAAGAGUGGGUACACUCCUCUGGAGCAGCAGUACCUGCAGAUUAAAGAGCAACAUAAAGACGCUCUAUUGGCUGUGGAGUGUGGAUACAAGUACAGGUUCUUUGGCGAGGACGCAGAGAAAGCAGCGAAGCAGCUGAACAUCUUCUGUCACCUGGACCAUAACUUCAUGACGUGUAGCAUUCCCACACACCGCUUGUUCGUUCACGUACGACGCCUUGUCUCCCAGGGCCACAAGGUGGGCGUGGUGAAGCAGACAGAGACGUCGGCCAUUAAGGCCUCCGGAGCCAAUAAGAACACUUUGUUCACCCGCCAACUCAGCGCUCUCUACACAAAGUCUACACUGGUGGGGGAGGACGUCAACCCAGUGCAUAGUCUGGUUGAUGUGGAGGAGGGGGAGUGUGAUGAUGUGGUGACAGAUCCUCCAGAGAGCUACCUGCUCUGUCUCAGUGAGACCUGGGAUAAACCCAGAAAACAACUAACCAUUGGGCUGGUGGCGGUGCAGCCCAGUACAGGUGACGUGCUGUUGGAUUGUUUUGUGGACGGCUCAACGCGUUGUGAGCUGGAGGGGCGAGUCUUAAAGGUCAACCCUGUAGAGAUCCUGGUGCCCUCUGACCUCUCAGUCUCCUCCCACCGACUGCUGCAGAGCAUCGUCACCGCCAGUGUGCAGGCUGGUGAUGGUGUACGUAUAGAGAAGAGGGAAAGUGCCCAGUUUGACUUUGCCUCUGCAAUGAACACUGUCACUGAGUUCUACUGUCACACGCAGGACUCAGGUUCUAGACCUCUCUCCAGUAUAGCCUCUUUGGAAAGUCCUGUGAUCUGCUGUCUGGGUCCUCUCAUCCACUACCUCACAGAGUUUAACCUGCAGAGAGUACUACUGCACCACAGUUCGUUCAGGCACCUCUCCUGUGAGUCAGACGGUAUGGUCCUCAGUGCUCCCACUCUCAGAAACCUGGAGAUACUCACCAACCAGACAGAUGGAGGUACGAAGGGCAGUUUGUUGUGGGUGUUAGACCACACCCACACCUCAUUUGGUAGAAGACUGAUGAGGAAGUGGGUAAGCCAGCCCCUCAAAGAUGCACAGUCUAUAUGUGAGAGACAAGGUGCUGUAUGUGAGAUCCUGGAGUCUGAUUCCGUCACCCUACCCUCCGUUAGAGCCCUGCUCUUCCGACUGCCAGACCUGGAGAGAGGAGUGUGCAGCAUCUACCACAAGAAGGCUCCGCUUUGUCAUCAACAUGGACAACCUUGCAAUUGUUCCACCCAGGAGUUCUACCUCAUCAGCAGCAGUCUUUCUCGGCUGGGGGUGGAACUACAGGUUCUACUCCCAUCCAUCCAAUCACAGCUCAGCUCCUCUCUGCUCCGAGGGCUCCUAUUGGACACACCUGAACUGCUGGCUCCCGCUCACAACUUUCUCAAAGUCCUCAACGAGAAGGCAGCCAAGUCAGGGGAUAAGAGGGAGCUGUUCUGUGACCUAUCGGGCUUCCCAGUGCUCCAGGAGAGGAGAGUCGAGAUCCAAUCGGUUCUGACUGAGAUACAAGACCACCGGAGAGAGGUCCGAUACACACUCAGGACCCCCACACUGGACUACGUCAGAGUCAGUGGACAAGAGUUCUUGAUAGAGGUGAAGAACUCUAUGGUGUCUGUGGUUCCGUCCGACUGGGUUAAGAUCAGCAGUACUAAGGCAGUGAGUAGGUACCAGUCUCCGUACCUGAUAGGAAGAUGUAGGAGUCUGUCCCAGCUCAGAGAACAGCUGCUCAUCGACAGCCAGAAAGAAUGGACCAACUUCCUACAGUAUUAUUUCUUCCGUCGCUCUCCUCGCCACAAUGUGGGAUUGAACCAGGGACUCCCUGCACACAUCAACAACAUUCACCCUCAAAGCACUGUUACCUAUCGCUCCACAACAACUACUUCAAGUCAAUUUGGGGAGUACUACCACACUAUGAAGAAGGCCGUUGGUAACUUAGCAACAGUGGACUGCCUGUUCUCAUUGGCUGAGGUCGCUAAGCAGAGGAACUACUGCAGGCCGGUGUUGUGUGAGGGACACCGUCAGAUCGUGAUCAGGGACGGCAGACAUCCUGUGAUAGACCUACUGAUGGGAGAGCACACACAAUACGUCCCCAACAACACAGAAUUACAGGGUGACGGGAGGAGGACUCUGAUAAUAACAGGCCCUAACAUGGGGGGUAAGAGCUCCUACAUCCGCCAGGUGGCGCUAGUCAGCAUCAUGGCCCAGGUGGGAUCAUAUGUACCAGCUACAGAGGCAAGACUGGGCAUCCUGGAUGGCAUAUACACCAGAAUGGGAGCGUCUGACAGCAUCUAUAAGGGCCGAAGCACAUUCAUGGAGGAGCUGACGGAAGCCUCGGAAAUUGUCACCCGGGCAACCGAGAGGUCAUUGGUCAUCCUGGACGAGUUGGGGCGGGGCACCAGCACCCACGACGGGAUAGCUAUCGCCUAUGCUACUCUGGAGUACUUCAUCAGAGAUGUGAAGUCUCUAACUCUGUUUGUGACCCACUACCCACCUCUGUGUGAGCUGGAGAAGGUGUAUCCUCUGCAUGUAGGCAACUUCCACAUGGCCUUCCUCCUCAAUGAACCAGACAUCGCCACAGACGACGUUGAGGUGCAGCCAGAGUUCAUCACCUUCCUGUACCAGCUGACUGAGGGGGCGGCUGGGCAGAGCUAUGGGCUAAAUGUUGCCCGAUUGGCUGAGAUUCCAGAAGCUGUACUCCACAUCGCCGCACGCAAAGCACAGGAGCUAAAGAACAUAGUCGACGCCCGGAGAAAGAGCAAGAGGUUGUUUGCUGAACUGUGGAGCAUCGACGACAGAAAGGCUCUUUUGGACUGGGUGCAGCUAAACUCCUGAUCACACACACUCGAAUGUGCACACACACACUCAGAAAUCCCUGGCCAUUGUGACUCUAAGCCUGGUUUGUCCUCUUGUGUUCUCCAUAAAGUCUCUCUAGCCCUGACUCAGGAAGGACUAAAGCCCUGAGGGAACAGGAGGAACAGCAUUAAUCUCUGUAUCUAUAGAAAAUGGACACACACACCAUUAAAUGCCAAAGCACAUGCAAGUGCGUGGCGGAUUAGUGGGGCCAGUGAUGCGAGACCUAUCUCUAAACCCAGUCAUUUUUUAAAUUGAACCUUUAAUAAACUAGGCAAGUCAGUUAAGAACACAUUCUUAUUUGCAAUGACGGCCUACACAGGCCAAACCCGGGUGACACUGAGCCAAUUGUGCGCCGCCCUAUGGGACUCCCAAUCACGGCCGGUUAUGACACAGCCUGGAUUUGAACCAGAGUGUCUGUAGUUUUUCUUUGGUACCAGGUAGUUUAAUUGUAUUAAAGUAAGUAAAUACCUAAAGGUACCCAGUUACCAUUGUUGGUCAAUACCAGCUGAAACAGCAAGUUUAUCUAUGGUUAGGGAAACUCAUAGCGUUAAUGGCAUGGCUGCACGCUUGCUGUGAAUCCAGUAUGAGACCGCGCAGAGAAGCAGGGGAUAGCGUUAUUUUGACAAGCAUAGGCGAGAGACGUGUUUUGAUAAUGCAACCUAUGGUUUACAGAAUGAAGUCAGGAAUUUGCAUUUGAGGAUUUAGUAUUUUGGUUUCAGUGUGAUUGGGACUGGAUAGGAAAAUAGCCUAGGCUCUAGGACAGGAGAAGAUAGUUUUCCCUCAUGCCUCUCUGAAUUGUUCAGACUUCAUGUCUGUGACAGAGAGGCCUAUGUAGUGAAUUUUGCAUAGGCCUAGCAAAUUUGAGACUGUCUGAAGAGACACAAUGACAGCCCAAAGAGGCACAUGUUAUUUUCUAGGUUACUGUAGGGGUUUCCUGUAGGGUUUAUUAACUGCAUUCAGGUCCCGUGUGCAGUUCAGCAGUGUGCUUUGAAUUCAUGGCGACUUUGUGUGAAGUAAAUGCGCUAGGCUAAAAGCAACCUGUUUGGAUAAUGUGCUAUUUUAUUUUCUGCUAAUCUGAUGCUGCGUAUGUUGUGUAUUUUGUGGAAAUGCAUUAGUGCCAACAUUGGGUAAUAUUUUUGUAAUUUCCCAGGUCUUGUCAUUUACAUUUUUUGGUUGAAAUGUGAAUAGCGUUCCCGGGACAGUCCCAGGCUCCUGGUUACCCAUGUUAAUCCCUAAUUCAGAUUUAGUCUGGGUACCAGUCUGUUUAGCUAUCAUUCCACUCCUUGCCACUCCUGUCAUUUGGCAAGUGACAGGAGUGGAAUGUUAUCUAAAAUGACUGUUACCUAGCCUAAUUCAGGCUGUGUGGGUAGAAGGAAUUCAGGCUUGUACAAUUCAAUAAAAAAACAACUUUAUUCAGA
Molecule: messenger RNA, 5181 nt
Organism: Oncorhynchus tshawytscha (Chinook salmon)
Lineage: Eukaryota; Metazoa; Chordata; Actinopteri; Salmoniformes; Salmonidae
Gene: msh3
Product: mutS homolog 3 (E. coli)
Exons: 26
Coding region: 116-3742 (1208 amino acids)
Biological process (GO): mitotic recombination; somatic recombination of immunoglobulin gene segments; mismatch repair
Cellular component (GO): nucleus
Molecular function (GO): mismatched DNA binding; ATP-dependent DNA damage sensor activity; ATP binding
Source: RefSeq, a predicted model, not a curated record